Molecule: messenger RNA, 699 nt
Organism: Canis lupus familiaris (dog)
Lineage: Eukaryota; Metazoa; Chordata; Mammalia; Carnivora; Canidae
Product: collagen alpha-2(I) chain-like
Exons: 3
Coding region: 1-699 (232 amino acids)
Source: RefSeq, a predicted model, not a curated record
AUGCGGGAGCCUGCGCGCUCCCCGCCCCCGCCCGGGCGCGCGUGGCUGCGACCUGCCGGCUCCCGACCAGCGCCCCGGGGGCGGAUGCGAAGGGGCAGGACCUUGUUCCCAACUCCGGGAACCUCUGCUGGGCCGCGGGCGCAGCAGCAGCAGCAGCAGCAGCAGCAGCAGCAGCACCCAGCGCUGCGUUGGUUCCAAGGGCGCUUGGGGGGGGAGAAAGCAAGCGCCCUGGGCCCGGUCGCGGCGGGUCGCAACCCCGGAAGCUGCCCUCCACCAGGCUGGCUGCAGCUUCGGGGCCGAAAGCCCCUUUCAAGUUUGCGCGGCGCGGGCCCGGCGCGCAGGCUCCGACUCCCGGGCCCGCGCGCUCCGCCGCCAAUAGGCGGCGGCGCCCGGCCCCACGUGAGCCGAGCCAGGCCGGGCAGCAGGCAAAAUGUGAAUGAGAAAGAGGAGCGCGAUUUAAAGGUGCUGGCGGCGCCCGCCGAGGACAAGUGCGCCGGCUCCGCGCGCUCCCCGGCGGCCCGCGGGAGGCGACGCACGGCGGCCGCGACAGACGGACGCACCGACGGCUCGGCGGGUCCGGCGCGCCCGCGGGGCCCGGGGGGGCCCUCUCCGCUCCGGGGCGCACGGCCGCACCCCGCGCACCGCCCGCUCGCGCUCGCGCUCGCGCCCCCGCCGGGCAUGCACGCGGCCCGGGACUGA